Pseudopipra pipra is the source of this 741-nucleotide messenger RNA. It is a transcript of the gene THAP11, whose product is annotated as THAP domain containing 11. The transcript has a single exon. Gene Ontology annotation, biological process: regulation of transcription by RNA polymerase II. Gene Ontology annotation, molecular function: RNA polymerase II cis-regulatory region sequence-specific DNA binding. NCBI's taxonomy places the organism in Eukaryota, Metazoa, Chordata, Aves, Passeriformes, Pipridae. Gene Ontology annotation, cellular component: nucleoplasm. The record is from RefSeq and is a predicted model, not a curated record. Bases 1 to 741 code for a protein of 246 amino acids.
AUGCCGGGCUUCACCUGCUGCGUGCCGGGCUGCUACAACAACUCGCACCGCGACAAGGCGCUGCACUUCUACACCUUCCCCAAGGACGAGGAGCUGCGGCGCCUCUGGCUCAAGAACGUCUCCCGGGCGGGCGUCAGCGGCUGCUUCAGCACCUUCCAGCCCACCACGGGCCACCGCGUCUGCAGCGAGCACUUCCAGGGCGGCCGCAAGUCCUACCUGGUGCGGGUGCCCACCAUCUUCCCGCUGCGCGGCGUCAACGAGCGCAAGGCUCAGCGGGCCCGGCGCCCCCGCCCCGCCGCCGCCGCCGCCGCCGCCCCGCCGGGCCCCGCCGCCGCCGCCGAGGCCCCUGCAGGGGGCGCGGCCGAGGACGUGAAGCCCAUCGACCUGACGGUGCAGGUGGAGCUCGGGGCCGCCGACACCGUCGGGCCCAUCCCCGCGCGGCUGCCGGUGCCGGUGCCGGUGGUGGCGGCGGCGGCGGCGGCGGGGGAGGAGAGCCAGGCGGAGGGCGGCCCCCCCGACCACUCGUACUCGCUGUCGUCGGGCACCACGUCGGAGGAGCUGCUGAGGAAGCUGAACGAGCAGCGCGACAUCAUCGCGCUGCUGGAGGUGAAGAUGAAGGAGAUGAAGGGCAGCAUCCGCCGCCUGCGCCUGGCCGAGGCCCAGCUCCGCGAGGAGAUCCGCGAGAAGGACCGGCUGCUCCACGCCGCCAGCGCCGGCACCCGCAAGCGCCACGGCCUCUGA